This is a messenger RNA of Procambarus clarkii (red swamp crayfish), 5572 nucleotides long. It is a transcript of the gene Grip128, whose product is annotated as gamma-tubulin complex component 5. Gene Ontology annotation, cellular component: gamma-tubulin complex; spindle pole; equatorial microtubule organizing center. NCBI's taxonomy places the organism in Eukaryota, Metazoa, Arthropoda, Malacostraca, Decapoda, Cambaridae. Gene Ontology annotation, molecular function: microtubule minus-end binding; gamma-tubulin binding. Gene Ontology annotation, biological process: microtubule nucleation; cytoplasmic microtubule organization; meiotic cell cycle. The record is from RefSeq and is a predicted model, not a curated record.
GUGCGACGUUCUGUACGUCAGUUGUGUGUGUGCACGACUCAACCAGACCCCGCGCAGCCGCUGUUUAAAUUAUUGGAACAAAACACAGGGGGUUGUUUUGAACCUGGAGGAGGAGGGAUCAGGUUCUGUGGAGCUCAUUCAUGCCCUAUGACAAGGAGAACAGGAUGACGCGCCUGCAGCAGUUGUGAGUGCCUGGUGGUGCAGGAGGAGCCCAGGGGCGUGGUGUGAAGCCCAGGGACGUGGUGUGAGCCCAGGGGGCGUGGUGUGAGCCCAGGGGCGCGGUGGACGUCAUGUCUGGCCAGGGCAAGUUCGAUGCUCUCACCCAAGAACUCGUCACUCACGUAUUGGGUUUCCAGGAGGGCGAAGAAAACUUUAUCCGAAGUGAGCAGUUUGUUUUAUCUAACCUACUAUAUCAUCACUGUUUGGCAGUGAACAGCCAUGCUGUACGUCGUUCCAUUGAUGGCCUUGCCCUUAAGUUCACCAUUCAUGGCCAGCACCACAGAGCUCAACAACUAAUGUCUCUCACCUCUGAAUUUCUUUCCUCUCCUCUCUUCAAAGAUCAUUUUCAGACUGAUGUAGAAUGGUCAUUGCUAUCUCUCUUGCUACACCUGAGUAAUAGCCCCACACAAGUACCAGUGAGAGAGAUCCAGAGCAAGGCUGUUGCCGAGACCACCGAGGAGGGACCACAAGAGCAAAUUGACUGGGUGGCAUACCUAGGAACAGGAGAACCCAAGUAUAUCCUUGGGCCAGAGGAACCCCUCUCUGACUGGUCUUCAGACAGUGAGUGCAGUGAUGAUGAAGGUAGUGGUGCUGCUCAACUACGUACUUGUUUAGUGAACACGUUACCACCAAACUACACGGCAGAGCUGCUGCCCUCUAAGCAGCUAACGACCCGAGAAUUGCUGGAGCAGAUUCACCGAGCAAAGUCUUGGGUGUCGGCCAAAAUUCACCUGCAGUAUUGGGGACCGCAGCGUUCACAGCAACCACCACUGUCUGAUCAUCCAGCUGCCAAUGUGGCAAAACUGUGGGAAGUAGAACAAGGCUUGAGGGGACUGUGCCAACACCUAAGCGAGUGGUCAGUGAUGAGGGAGGUCCUUUGGGUCUUAUUGUGCCCAGUACCUUCAUAUGUUUUUAUUUUAAACAAAAAAGGUUCAUUUACCUUGAAGCCAAAUAUAUCGCUUGCAAGUCUGACUCCGGGGGCAACAUCAAGAUUGUUGGAAUACCUGUGUGAACCUCUGAAUCAGCUGAGAACCUUAGACGCAUUCAUGCACAAGUAUGAAUUUCCAAGUGUGGACCCACCUACACCCGCCACCAUCUUGGCUUACACAGCUGGCUUGCGGCUUUGGAGACACCGCUUCCAGUCAUAUCUUGUUGCUCUGGAAGACCGUGUCAAAAAGCAAGAGAGCACAUGUACGCUUUUAUGGCUUGAGGGAGAGUUGCAACCUUGGUUGCGCACGCUGAUGUCCAUCUAUGCAGUUCAUUCAACAGCGACCAUCAAUAUCAUGGAGAAAAGUCCCAGAUACACAGCUGUACGGUUAUUGGGCACACUGUGUGAAGGUGUGGAGGGUGCCAGUGAAGCAGGCAUACGAGGUGUGUUGAUGAGGCUGCUACUCCAUAGUCUUCGCCAUUACCUCAGUAUAAUCCACAGCUGGUUGCUGCAUGGUACGUUUGUUGAUCAUGCCAAAGAAUUCAUCAUUCAGAGGGAUGAAUCGGUGAAAGCACAUGAUGAACGAUUUUGGAAUGAAGCUUUCACGAUUAGUCUUGAGGAAGAUGAGCAAAGCUGUGACAUGCAAGAUCCUAUGAAAACCAUAUUGAGAUUCCUGUCUCCUCUGGUGGCGUCUCUUACAACAGUAGGCAAAUCCAGAGAACUAUUGGCCAUUCUCGACGUUGAGCCUCUGCCCAAACAUUCCGGUGCAUGCAGUUUGUCUCAACUGAAGGCGGAAACUGAUCAAGAGUCGUCACUGGAUGAAGUAGUGGUGAAGUAUGUAAAACAAACCGUGUGUCCAGCCUCCAGUGAGAGUGUAGAUGGGAACAAUGACAACACUGCCAGUGGUGAGGAGGAUGCAGAUAGUGUUCUCACAGAGAGCAGCAGUCAUCUCUCACCUGACUGGGAGGAAAAAGAUCCCAUUCUCUUGGCCGCUUUCACUGACACCAACCAGGAUUCUCGCCAUGCUUCUACACCGGCAGCUGUGGAUUCUGUUACUAGUUUAAUUGAAGAUAUCGGAGAUGUUCCUCGGGCUGUAUCAGUUGUAUCACUCUUGACAUCAGCACUCUGUCCCUUGGUGAAGAGGAAGCAGGAUGUGCUGAGUGCCAGACUCACCUGUGUAUUGGUAGAAAAGAACCAGUUGGAUCGCCACUGUCAAGCUGUCCGUUCUGUUUUACUCAUGGAAGCUGGUGACAUCAUGCUUGAAUUUUACUCCCACUUGUUUGCCAAGUUGGAGAGUGGUGAUGGUGUUGACGGUAUUAGUCUCACUCUUCACCUUCAAUAUUGCAUCGCUCGGCUUUACCCAGAGUUUGCACAGUACUUCUCUGUUUCUCUUGCACAUGAAGUAGAUGCAAGAAUAAGUGAAGACAGUGAGGCAAGUGCUUUAGGUCCAAAUGCAGGGAGGAGUGAUAGUAUGCUGGUUAUUGAGAAAAUCACAGGAUCUAGCGGAACACUGAGAGCUGACCGUGAAAGGGGGCACACCACUUGCCAUACCAGUGAAGCAGCACCGAAUAUGCCUCUGUCAAAAGUUGGUUUACCAGAUAUAAGGAUACAAUACCAGGCACCCUGGCCAGCAAACCUGGUACUUACUGAGCCCAUUAUGAAGCAGUUCAACAUGCUGUUCCACUUUAUUCUUAGUCUCAAGAGAGUAACUUAUGGUUUAGAAAGACUGAAGUUCAAAGAUUUGGCCAGCUGGCAGGCAGUAAUUAGCUCUGAAGGGGCAACAGAGGAAACUGUUGGUCCACUGCAGUCUCGUCUACACCGGUUGCAGUUAUUUCGACAGUGGUUGUUGUGUUUCUCUCGGCAGUUGCAUGACCAUUUUGCCAAUACUGUAUUUUUGCCCUACCACCAAGCUGUAGAAAAGUUGUUUGCGUCUCGGCCAUCCCUCAAUACUAUAAAAGCUGAGCACACGAAGUUAGUAAAUAGACUAAUGACUGAAUGUCUGAUGGGCAGCAAUGACAAAAUACUUCCUCUUCAAGUGGUACUAAAUAAGGUAUUUUGGUUAACGCGUCGUUUGAGUGAGCUAUGGCUGCGUGAUAUUGGUCAUGUGAGCACUGAUGAGCUAGCCAGCUUGGAGAGCCAGUAUACACAGGUGCACCGGUACCUGGUCAACUUCCUCACCACACUUGUCACCUUGCACUUUGUGCCACACAUGGAGGGAUUGACACGAACCCUUGUUGACACAGUUCCCCUUCUCACCCAGCGCUAGAGACCCUAAACGAAGGAAGCCAGAAGGGUCCCGACUGGCAGGGGACUGUGAUCGCUGACGCAUAGAAUGGCCACCUUCCAGCGAGUCUCGCCUCAUUCCUCGGCCUGCACUUGACCUGCGACGAGGGGAUGGGGAAGUAGGUAUUUGACCUUCCUCACACCUGGAAUGUACAUAUAUAUUCAGUAUAUAUAAAACAUGUGACUUAUGCUUUGCCGACACUCUUAUUUAUCUCGUUUCUUAAUACGCAUAGCAAUUAUUAUACUUUACUGUAUCUGCAAUAAGAACAUCUGAUAAAUUACUUUUACCUGCACCCAUUUUAACAUUAUACAAGUACAGUACAGCAGCUUAAGAUAGUAUAACUACAUUUUAAAAUCUUGUAAACAAAAUGGUAAUAUAUAACAACAACAGUUUAUUAUUGUUACAAUAUAAUUUUUAUACUGUAGUAUUAAUUUGAAAUCAAACUAGUUUCACUAUGCAGUGUGUUACUUCACUUUUAUAUAAUUACUGUACAAGAUCAAAUAUAUGUACAAUGCCAUAAUUGUAGAGUAUUUGGAUACAUACUUCACCAAUUUCUGAACAUGUGAACAAACAUUUCUCAAAAUCAUUACAGUACAGUAUCACUUUACAUUAGUAUACAGUAUUAUGUUGGCAAUAUCAAAUAAGAGUAUCUCAGUCAAUGGAAAAUUAAUAUUGAUUUUAAUUUCAUCAAAUACUGUAUUGUUACUAUAACAAGAGUACAAGAAACCCAAUCGAUAAUAUUAGUGCCAAAUGCUAGAUUCACCGCCAACUUUACUUUAUUCAAAAAAAAAUUCAGAGAAAGUGCACACUAUUAGGUUAGGAUGUAUUUUACCGCGUUUUAGUAGUAAACAUAAGGAGACGGGUGGCAGUGCUUCACGAGACAUUCAAGCAUCAUACCAAUAGUUUAAACCUUGUGUUUUGGUAUUUACAGCAUUACAUUAUUCUGUAUCUUAGGAACAUAUAAGUGAACCUAGCAAACAGCAAUACUUUAUAGUACUGUACUAUCAACGAUUGGUUUGUAUAAUCAUAAUAUAAAUACACCUGCUGUAGUUUUUAAGUUAUGUACACCUGCCUUAACAACAGUAAGCAUUAUAUAAAACUUAAUAGUAAUUAUUUACUUACAAGAAAGGUUAUCAUCAGUCAAAUUACUGCAUUCAAAGAAAAGGUCAUAACACUAGAUGCUUAAUCAGGCAAAAAAUAAAUCGGUCAUAAUUCUCAGCAGAAUAAAAAGCCUGGACAGAGGCAUUCACAACAUAGACUAAUGCACAUACCACAUCAAAUCACAUACACAACACUGACUUUCAAAGAUCCACUAUGUGAAGUCAAGUCAAUAAGUAGACUUGAUAAGUGACCACGGCAUAAGCUUUAUCAUUCAAUAAGACACUGUUUUCCAUAGUGGGCUUUAUGGGCAUUUUAAAGAUGCAUCAUUAAACUGAUAGUCUAAACAAUCAUGUCUGUCAAUACUGUGACAUCACAUUGUAGUUAAAUCAAACAUUUUAACCACUGCACAUUCUGUUGCAUAAUUACUAAUAAAGCAAUAUGUAAAUCAGAUGGUAAAAAUCAAAGCUUAACAUACACAAAAAAUUACAAUCUUUCAUCUGUAGCUUUGAAUAUGUGCAUCAUUCAGCAGGACUCAAUCUGUUUUAAGAUGAUAUAUUUGUAUAAACAUGAACUGCUAACCUUGUACUGGUCUGUCCUGUGCUCUUUCAUCACAAGAAAACUUCAAUCUUGGAAUAUCCUGGCCAUACUAAAUGGUAUCAUAUUGCUGUAUUCUUCUACUGUUUUUCGUAACACAUUAGCUCAUUUUAUAUUUCUAAUAAGCACUUAAUUUUUUCAGUCAUCAAUCACUUGACCUUUAUUGAUUGGCUGUUUAUUGUUUAUUUAAGCUAGUUUUAGUCAGGUUGGCCACCACUCAUUCUGACUACCUUGUCUUUGUUAUCUGAUAUUUACCAAAUGCUAAAAAAGUGUAUUUUAGAUCAUUUUAAUCACUCAUCAUAAUUUGAAAUAGUUAUAUCCUAUCAAUCUGGUGUGGUCAGUCAUUUUUCACUCAUUCUUCAUUUGGAGUUCUGUAUACUGCUCAGUAGUAGUAAAAUAUUUUAACUUAGUGUACAUAACUGCUUAGUCAUAAAAGUCUAACUAAA